AUGAGUGCCUCCAAGGCGCAGUCUCAAAAGAUCUUUGAGAAGAUCAAGUUGAAGCCCGCAAACAAGGUAUGCUUCGAUUGCGGUACCAAAAACCCAACAUGGUCCUCCGUGCCAUUCGGUAUCUAUCUCUGCCUUGAUUGUUCAGCACACCACCGUAACCUUGGUGUGCACAUCUCCUUCGUUCGAUCAACAAACCUCGACCAGUGGCAAUGGGAACAGCUGCGGGUAAUGAAGGUUGGUGGAAACGAGUCCGCGACCAAGUACUUCCAAUCGCACGGAGGCUCCGCUGCGCUCGCAAGCAAGGACACCAAAGUCAAGUACACUUGCAAUGCAGCUGUCAAAUAUAAGGAGGAACUCAAGAAGCGCGCCGCGCUCGAUGCGCAACAGUACCCCGAGGAAGUCAUCAUCACAGAUCUCCCCGCUGGAACUCCCUCCGAUGGAUCAAACACUCCUGCAGGCGACGCAGACGACGACUUCUUUUCCUCGUGGGACAAGCCCUCGAUCAAGCGUCCCAGCAACCCGCCCUCGCGCACUGGCACGCCACCCGUUGUCAGCCGAACCGGUUCUCCAUUCCUGAACGCCGGCGCGAAUGCAAACGGAUCCCGCUCAAAGUCUCCCCUGUCUUCCGAAGAGAAGAGCGCAUCUCCCGCGCCGACUGCUAUUCGGUCAAACCCUGCUGCUCGCAAGACCACCACAAACACUGCCGCGAAGAAAGGCAGUGUCCUCGGUGCUAAGAAGGUGCCUAAGCUUGGAGCUAAGAAGGUCGCUGCUGCUGAUACUAUUGAUUUCGACGAGGCCGAGCGCAAGGCCAAGGAAGAAGCCGAGCGCAUUGAAAAGCUUGGCUACGACCCCGAGGCUGAGCAGGCUGAAGCCGAGGCUAAGAAGGCUACCGCCGCUGCUGCUAUUCCCAUCCCUGCUUCCACCCCGAUCAGCCCCGCUGGAAAGUCUCAUGAACGCAACUCCAACGAUGUUGAGCGGCUAGGCAUGGGUAUGGGCAGACUUGGCUUUGGUCAGGUCUCGAAGCCUGUUGCUCCUAAGAAGCCUACUUUUGGGUCUGUUGGCCCUGCCAAGCCCAACCCUGCUGAUGACGAAGAACUCGCCCAGACCAGGACCCGUUUCGGCACCCAGAAGGGUAUCUCCUCCGAUGAAUUUUUCGGACGGGAGCGCUUUGAUCCCGCCGCUCAGUCGGAGGCCAAGGAGCGUCUCCGUCAAUUCGACAGCGCUACAUCCAUCUCCAGCAACAAUUACUUCGGCCGGUCCGAGGAUGAGAUUCCUGCUAUUGACGAUGGCUACGGUGAUCUCGAGGUUGCUGCCAAGGACUUUAUCCGCCGCUUCGGUAUCACCGCCGGAGACGAUAUCGAGAACCUGUCGCACAUUGUCGGCGAAGGCGCUACUAAGUUACAAGGCGCUAUCCGCAACUAUCUGAACAACUAA
This is a messenger RNA of Penicillium antarcticum, 1434 nucleotides long. RefSeq names its product ADP-ribosylation factor GTPase-activating protein. Lineage: Eukaryota; Fungi; Ascomycota; Eurotiomycetes; Eurotiales; Aspergillaceae. Gene Ontology annotation, biological process: COPI coating of Golgi vesicle. Gene Ontology annotation, molecular function: GTPase activator activity. Bases 1 to 1434 code for a protein of 477 amino acids. The record is from RefSeq and is a predicted model, not a curated record. The transcript is spliced from 6 exons.